GAAGUGCACAGCGCAGUCAGUGCAUGUCUGGCUUUUGGUUUGCGAACACAUUCAUUCACAAUCGACCCAGUUCUUAUAUUUGUUAAACCGUUUGUUAAAAUUCGCAAAAAUAAAAAUUUGCAAAAAAUGCCUUUAAAAAUCAAAAAAGUGUUAGUUAGCGACGCUGUCGAUGCAGCAUGUGUGGAAUUACUAAAGCAACAUGGCGUCGAAGUGAAAUGUCGAACAGGAAUGACGCCUGCGGAGCUUCUGCAGGAGAUCCCUGCUCAUGACGGAUUGAUUGUUCGCUCCGAUACGAAAGUAACACGCGAAGUAAUAGCUGCAGCUACUAAUCUCAAGGUGGUCGGCAGAGCCGGAGCCGGCGUGGAUAACAUCGAUAUACCUGCAGCAAGCGAACGAAAUAUCAUCGUGCUUAAUACACCAGGGGGUAAUUCAAUCAGCGCCUGCGAACUAACGUGUACGUUGAUGGGGUGUCUCGCACGUCAUGUAGUGCCCGCCGGUGCGUCUAUGGUAGCUGGACGUUGGGAUAGAAAAAUCUAUUCAGGAAAUGAAUUGUAUGGUAAAACGCUGGCCGUUUUAGGUUUGGGGAGGAUUGGAUUGGAAGUUGCAAGGCGUAUGAAAGUCUGGGGUAUGACUGUAAUCGGAUUCGAUCCAAUUACUACAAAAGAGCAAGCCGAAUCAGCCGGUGUUACUAAGAUGGAGUUAAACGAGAUUUGGCCUUUGGCUGAUUACAUAACAGUGCACACUCCAUUAAUACCGGCAACCAAGAACUUGGUGAACGCCGAAGUACUUGCAAAAUGCAAGCGCGGCGUGAAAGUCAUAAAUGUCGCUCGCGGUGGAAUCAUAGACGAAGAGGCCGUAUUGAAAGCUCUGGAAUCUGGCCAAUGUGGUGGGGCUGCGUUUGAUGUGUACCGUGAAGAGCCGCCAAAGGAUGAUGUCACUAAACGCUUGAUUGCUCAUCCUAAGGUAAUCGCCACACCACAUCUUGGCGCAAGUACCUCGGAGGCCCAAGUGAGAGUCGCGGUUGAGGUCGCUGAACAAUUCAUCGCUCUUGCCGGCCUGUCAUCGAAGUACACAGACUACAAUGGUGUCGUUAACCGUAAUGUUUUAACAGCGGCUUUGGGCUAAGGCAACUUUUGCAAUCUUUUAAAGGUGCUAUUUUAUUUCAUAUGAUCAUCAAUGUUAUUUUUGUUAAUAAAAUUGUGAACAUAUACGCAAAUCCAUUAAAUUAAACUUUUGAAAAUGUGUUCAUUUAUGUAAUUUUAAUCAUUCAUGUAAUUUAAAUGUGCACACAUUUAUAAAUAAAAAUUUAUA
Molecule: messenger RNA, 1311 nt
Organism: Ctenocephalides felis (cat flea)
Lineage: Eukaryota; Metazoa; Arthropoda; Insecta; Siphonaptera; Pulicidae
Product: D-3-phosphoglycerate dehydrogenase-like
Exons: 1
Coding region: 127-1125 (332 amino acids)
Molecular function (GO): NAD binding; phosphoglycerate dehydrogenase activity
Source: RefSeq, a predicted model, not a curated record